AUGGCAUCCCGAGUAAUAAAGAGAUCAACAAAACCCAACAACCGCCACCUCCCACGUGUUCUCUGCCUCCACGGUGCUGGGUCAUCAGGAGCCAUCUUUCGCAUCCAAACCCGAGCCCUACAAAAAGCCCUUCAGCAUCACUUCAGGCUGAUCUUUCUCGACGCUCCCAUCGAGUCAACACCAGGCCCAGGUAUCCUCCCUGUAUUUGAGGGUGCAGGCCCGUACUUUCGCUGGACCGACACCGAUGCCAACAAAGCAUGGAAAGUAAUUCAGCAAGUGCUGAACAACCCCGACGGGGCUCCCUUCGUUGGCAUUCUUGGAUUUUCGGAAGGGGCCACUGUCAUUGCGGACAUUCUGCAUCGACUCCAGAAUGAUGACGGAGCAGCAGCAGUAAUACCUAGGUUGGGUUUCUGUGUUCUCAUGGCGGCUACCAUGCUACAUAUAGAAUCUCCCCCUCUCGAUGCGAGAAUCCAAAUGCCGACUAUACAUGUGCAUGGUAGCUCGGAUCAUGUCCUUGAAGAGUGCAAGCAACUGUUGACGGAAUUCUUUGAUCCCACCUGUUCUGAAGUGCUUCGAUGGGAGGGGCCACACGAGGUCAUGGUACAAAAGGCUGAUUACUCAAAGUUUCUGUUGUACCAAAAAUGGCUUCACCGGCGUGAUGAUCAAGAGGAUUACUACACGACCCAUGGCGUAGGUCAGCAGAAUUAA
Sclerotinia sclerotiorum 1980 UF-70 is the source of this 708-nucleotide messenger RNA. RefSeq lists its product as hypothetical. Gene Ontology annotation, biological process: secondary metabolite biosynthetic process. Bases 1 to 708 code for a protein of 235 amino acids. Gene Ontology annotation, cellular component: cytoplasm; nucleus. The transcript is spliced from 2 exons. NCBI's taxonomy places the organism in Eukaryota, Fungi, Ascomycota, Leotiomycetes, Helotiales, Sclerotiniaceae. The record is from RefSeq and is a predicted model, not a curated record.